AUGCACAGAGUGGCGUCUUCUCGUAUCCGCGCUCUCAAGGGCCGCACGGACAGCAGUUGGUUGGGUAGAUAUGUGAGUACAAGUGCUGUUGGAACAAAAUCAUCCGGAGGCUUUUUCAGUUGGUUGACGGGUGAAAGGACGUCUUCACUUCCACCACUAAACUUUCCCCUGAAAGAUGUUCCACAUCCUGAACCAUUGACUGACUAUGUUGAGCUUGGAAAGACCAAGAUAACCACUCUUCCCAAUGGGGUUCGAAUUGCAUCCGAAACAUCAAAGAUACCUACGGCUUCAAUUGGCUUAUUUAUCGAUUCUGGCUCAAUCUACGAAACUCCAUCUUCACUGGGUGUCACACAUCUCUUGGAGCGUAUGGCCUUUAAAAGUACCACGAAUAGGAGCCACCUGCGUGUUGUGCGAGAAGUUGAGGCAAUUGGUGGCCACGUAGCUUCAUCAGCCUCCCGGGAGCAUACGUGUUACACCUAUGAUGCACUAAAGACAUAUGUUCCUCAAAUGGUAGAGCUGCUUGUUGACUGCGUUAGAAACCCAGCAUUUUUGGAUUGGGAAGUUAGUGAGCAGAUCCAUAAGUUAAAGGAUGAGAUAAGUGAUUUCUCCAAAAACCCUCAGAGCCUACUUAUGGAGGCUGUGCAUACAACUGGUUACACUGGUCCCUAUAGCAAUCCUCUUGUGACUUCUGAAUCUGCACUUAGUGAUUUGAAUAGCAAGGUGUUGGAGGAGUUUGUUGCUAAAAACUACACUGCUCCGAGGAUGGUUCUUGCAGCAUAUGGUGUAGACCAUGAUGAACUGUUAAAAUAUGCGGAACCUCUUCUAUCUGAUCUGCCUUGCGUUCCUCUACCUUCGGAGCCAGGGAUAAGUUAUAGAGGAGGGGAUUUCCGCCACCAAGACGGUUCAGGGGUUACUCAUGUUGCUCUUGCAUUUGAACUUCCUGGUGGCUGGAUGAGGGAAAAAGAUGCUAUGACACUGACUAUACUUCAGCUGCUCAUGGGUGGAGGUGGAUCUUUUUCAACUGGUGGUCCUGGAAAAGGGAUGCACUCAAGAUUAUAUCGUCGUGUCCUGAACGAGUAUCCUCAGAUACAAUCCUUUUCUGCUUUCACCAGCAUUUUCAAUCGUACUGGAAUGUUUGGAGUUCAAUUUACAACUGGUUCUGAUUUUGCAACAAGCGCUGUUGAUAUCGCUGUUAAAGAACUCACUGCAGUUGCUUGCCCUGGAGAAGUUGACGAGGCUCAGCUAAAUCGUGCAAAACAAGCAACAAAGUCUUCCAUUUUGAUGAACUUGGAAUCCAGAAUGGUUGCAUCAGAAGACAUAGGCAAACAAAUAUUGACAUAUGGAGAAAGGAAAACCGUAAAUCAUUUCUUUGAGAUUCUUGAUUUAAUCCACCCGAAAGAUAUUGCUAGAGUAGCACAGAAGCUUUUUACGUCUCCCCUCACAAUGGCAUCUUAUGGCGAUGUGCUUAAUCUGCCUAGCUACGAUUCUGUCAGCAGAAAGUUCUAUGGAGUCUGA
Striga hermonthica is the source of this 1515-nucleotide messenger RNA. NCBI's taxonomy places the organism in Eukaryota, Viridiplantae, Streptophyta, Magnoliopsida, Lamiales, Orobanchaceae. The record is from the annotation of a GenBank genome assembly.